Messenger RNA from Carlito syrichta (Philippine tarsier), 1899 nucleotides. RefSeq names its product coiled-coil domain containing 97 (gene CCDC97). The record is from RefSeq and is a predicted model, not a curated record. Lineage: Eukaryota; Metazoa; Chordata; Mammalia; Primates; Tarsiidae. The coding region runs from base 151 to 1164 and encodes 337 amino acids. The transcript has 5 exons.
GGUCCGACUUUGGCCGGAACUUUGGUGUCUGGGCACAGUGAUGCGCACGGACACGGGAACAUUUUCAACCGGAAGUGACUCUUGAAUGCUUGGAGCCCAGGUUGAUGUGCGGAACCCCCCACGGCGGUUAACAAGUCGGAGAGAAUCAGGAUGGAGGCCGUGGCGACGGCGGCGGGGGCAAAGGAACCCGAUGAGGGCUGCCCAGAGCUCAGACCUGUGCACUGGGGGGAGCUGAGCUCAACACCAAUCCCACCCAGACCCCAGGACAAGGUGGAAGCAGCUGAAGAAGCACCAGGGGCUGUGGACUGUGAAACCCCCCAGGCUGAUGAGAAUGCAGCAGUGAGUGCCAUGCUGCAUGCUGUGGCUGCCAGCCGCCUGUCUGUGUGCAGCCAGCAACAAGGCGAACCUGACCUGACAGAACAGGAGAAGGUAGCCAUCCUGAGCCAGCUGUACCAUGAGAAGCCACUGGUGUUCCUGGAGCGCUUCCGCACGGGCCUCCGAGAGGAGCACCUGGCCUGCUUUGGCCACCUGCGUGGCGACCACCGUGCAGACUUCUACUGUGCUGAGGUGGCCCGGCAGGGCACUGCCCGGCCGCGCACACUGCGCACCCGCCUGCGUAACCGGCGCUACGCUGCCCUGCGAGAGCUGAUUCAAGGAGGCGAGUAUUUCAGUGAUGAGCAGAUGCGGUUCCGGGCCCCACUGCUGUACGAGCAGUAUAUUGGACAGUACCUAACUCAGGAGGAGCUCAGCGCCCGCACCCCAGCCCACCUGGGCACACCUGCCUGCCCGCUCUCCGACCUGCUGCUCCAGUCCUACCAGGAGCGGGAGCUACAGCAGAGGCUGCUCCAGCAGCAGGAAGAGGAGGAGGCCUGCUUGGAGGAGGAGGAAGAAGAGGAGGACAGUGAUGAAGAAGACCAGAGGUCAGGCAAAGACUCAGAGGCCUGGGUCCCCGACUCGGAGGAGAGGCUGAUCCUGCGAGAGGAGUUCACCAGCCGCAUGCACCAACGCUUCUUGGAUGGCAAGGACGGGGACUUUGACUACAGCAUGGUGGACGACAACCCCGACUUCGACAACCUGGACAUCGUGACGCGGGAUGAGGAGGAGAGGUACUUCGAUGAGGAGGAGCCUGAGGAUGUGCCCAGCCCAGAGCUGGAUGGGGACUGAUGGCUGCCACUCCUCCUGGCAACCGCCUGCCCUGUUCCCCCACCCCAGCAGGGCAGCAGAUUACAGGCCGGCUCAGUGGCUUUUUCUCUAGGGCCAUCAGGGCAGUCAGCAGGGCCCCUCAUUGCUGGAGCUGGCCGGGUAGAUCCCAGCACCAACUCAGGCAGGGCCAGCCCUGAGCCCUUGCUCUCUAUCUCUGUCUUUCUCCCUGUUAUGUCUGGGUCGCUCUCUUGUGCUCCGCAUGUCCUGUCUGUCCAGCCCCACUCUUUGGGCCUGCUGCUUUCUCUACCUGUAUGUUUCCAUUUCUCCCUAAGCCUCUAUGCUGUUAUUGUCCCUCUGCCUCAGCCUUUAUCUGGGUUUCAGCCCCCUUGCUCCAGGCCCUGUACUCCUUCUUCCCCCUCCCCCAAGCCUGGCUGCUGGGGCAGCAGAACUCUGCUGAGUAAUGCGGCCUCAUGGGUAGAGGGGAGACCCCUGGGGUAGCCACCAGCUCUCACCUCUACCAGGAUCCUGGCUGGGGAGGGGCGGGCUGAGGCAGAACUGGGGAUCAUGGGACCUGGCAGCUUGGGUGUGGAGGGAGGAACCGCGGGGCGGGGGGACUCUCCCAGCCCCACCACCCUGCUCUGCCCAGCCACAAUUUUCCCUUUCUUCACUUCCUCCACCUCCCUCUCCUGUUUAUACUCCCCAAAUACGCACAGGCUGUUAUCAUGGGUCCUGAGUCAUCUCACACACACACACACA